Molecule: messenger RNA, 823 nt
Organism: Harpegnathos saltator (Jerdon's jumping ant)
Lineage: Eukaryota; Metazoa; Arthropoda; Insecta; Hymenoptera; Formicidae
Gene: Pfdn5
Product: prefoldin 5
Exons: 2
Coding region: 156-641 (161 amino acids)
Biological process (GO): RNA polymerase II core complex assembly; RNA polymerase III assembly; RNA polymerase I assembly
Cellular component (GO): prefoldin complex; cytoplasm
Source: RefSeq, a predicted model, not a curated record
AACUGCACGAUAUGCAAGUUGUGAGCUGAGAGGCACGGUGUUGGCGCUUGCUGUUACCGUGUUUGGUGAUAUCCGUUAUCUCGUUGAAUCAGUUGUGUCCGUCGAGACGUGUAAUCUUUUCAAGAAUAAUAAUUCACAUCUGACAUCGUAUUAAGAUGUCGCAAAUCUCCAUGAAGCCGGGGCCUCAGCUGCAGAAGGUCGAUCUGACGAGUUUAAAUCUCCAGCAGCUGACGAUGCUGAAGCAACAAUUGGACCAGGAGCUUGGAUUAUUUCAGGACUCAUUGCACACUUUAAAGAUUGCACAGAGCAGAUUCCAGGAAUCAGGUGCUUGUCUCGAGAAAAUUAUACCUGGCGUCGAAGGUAACGAAAUAUUAGUACCUUUGACAAGUUCUAUGUACGUAACUGGGAAACUGGCAGAUGCAAAUAAUGUACUUGUGGACAUUGGUACUGGUUACUACGCAGAGAAAGGUAUCGAAGAUGCAAAGGACUAUUUCAAAAGGAGAGUGGAAUAUGUCACGGAGCAAAUGGAAAAGAUCCAGCAACUUGGCGUUGAGAAGAGUAAGAUGAGGGAAGCGACGGUAGAUGUGAUAGAAAUGAAAGUCCAUAGUCAAAUGCAGAAGGAAAAUGCAGAGCGUGCGUGAAGUGUUAGAUUCUGAAUGGAUAAUUUUAAUUUAACUAUCUUCCGUGACGAGUAUACAUAUAUUUCGUGUUGCCGCGCGUUCGCACAUCACCUGCAAAAUCCUCAUUAAACUAGACAGCUCUGAAAUAUAUAUGGACAUAAUUGAUUCAAUGUAAUAGUAAUAAGAUGGUUUUAUUUAAUUCA